AUGAAUUCUCAAACUUUUCUUCAAACGCAAAACGAUCAAAAGCCACAAAAUGUCUACAUUGAUCCAAAUAACAACAAUUCGAGCGGUUACAUAAAGGAUUUUUAUAAUGAUGCGACAAUUUUCGUUACCGGUGGCACAGGUUUUCUCGGAAAAGUUUUGAUAGAAAAACUUUUACGGAGCUGCGACGGUUUGCGUUCCAUCAUAAUUUUACUGCGUCCCAAACGAGGACUUUCGUGCGAGCAACGUUUCUCGGAAUUCCUCAAACAUCCCGUUUUCGAUCGAAUUCGCAAAAAGACCCCCGAGCGUUUGUCGAAAGUCGAAUAUAUUUUUGGCGACAUAAAUUUACCGCAGGUCGGUUUGGGUGACCAAGACAUUCAGCGACUUACGGAAGAAGUAAAUAUCGUUUUUCACGUGGCAGCAACUGUGCGAUUUAAUGAAUCACUCCAAGAUGCUGCCAAUUUGAACACGUUGGGUACGAAACGCAUCAUGGAAUUGUGCGCAAAAAUGACUUGUUUGAAGAGUAUCGUGCACGUGUCAACAGCUUACAGCAAUCCAUUGCGGAAAAAUGUGGGAGAAUUGGUUUAUCCGCCGCAUUGUCCUGUGAACGAGGAAGUUUUCUUGAAAUGUAUCAACGUGUUGCCAGGCGAGGUGUUCAAUAUGAUGACCGAUAAAUUUCAAGGGGAACAUCCAAACACUUAUACGUUGACGAAGAGCAUGGCGGAACAAAUUGUCGCUGGAUUUGGCCAAACGUUGCCAAUUUGCAUCGUGCGACCAUCAAUUGUGACGUCAGCGUAUGAGGAACCGUAUCCCGGAUGGAUUGAUAAUGUCUAUGGAAUUACAGGAAUCGUUAUGGAAAUCGGUCGUGGAACCAUUACAAGUGUCAUGGGUGAAAAAAAGUUUAUUGUUGAUUUAAUUCCUGUGGAUAUGGUUGUCAACACCAUGAUUACCGCUGCUUGGAAUAACGCCAAUUUUGGUGCAAAGUCCGUUCGUGUCUACAACUGCACUUCUGGCCAAAUAAAUCCAAUAACCUGGCAAGACUUUGGUAUCUUGCUUCAGAAAUAUUGGCGAAAACAUCCCACAAAGUACGCGAUGCUCUACCCGAGUUUCAAUUAUCGCACAAAUUAUCCCGUUCACAAGAUCAUCGAGACUUUUCUGCACAUCCUUCCGGCCUACGUGUUUGAUAUAAUUCUCCGUUUGCAGGGCAAGAAACCGAUUAUGAUGAAAAUUGCCCGAAAAUUCCAAAAGGCCGGCGAAACAGGCACUUUUUUCGCCACGCACGAAUUCAUCUUUGAAAAUACGAAUUUGCGACAACUCGUUAGCGAAGUGAAAACCAUGAUUGACGGAAACGAAUUUUAUUGCGACAUGAGUCAUCUGGAUUGGGAGAGUUACUUGGAGAACUACAUGUUGGGAAUUCGGCAAUACGUUUUGAAGGAUGGACUUGAGUCACUUCCGAGUGCACGGAAGAAGCUAACAAAGUUGUUGUGGAUGAAGAGAAUAUUGCAAAUUGGAUUUUUGUUCUUUUUGUAUCAAUUUAUGACGCAAAAUGUUAGCUUUUUAUACAAUUAA
Culicoides brevitarsis is the source of this 1566-nucleotide messenger RNA. RefSeq names its product putative fatty acyl-CoA reductase CG5065. The transcript is spliced from 4 exons. Bases 1 to 1566 code for a protein of 521 amino acids. NCBI's taxonomy places the organism in Eukaryota, Metazoa, Arthropoda, Insecta, Diptera, Ceratopogonidae. The record is from RefSeq and is a predicted model, not a curated record. Gene Ontology annotation, molecular function: alcohol-forming very long-chain fatty acyl-CoA reductase (NADP+) activity. Gene Ontology annotation, biological process: long-chain fatty-acyl-CoA metabolic process. Gene Ontology annotation, cellular component: peroxisome.